Messenger RNA from Rangifer tarandus platyrhynchus (Svalbard reindeer), 1065 nucleotides. Lineage: Eukaryota; Metazoa; Chordata; Mammalia; Artiodactyla; Cervidae. The record is from the annotation of a GenBank genome assembly.
AUGCGGCUUCCCCGGCCUCAGCCCUGGGGGCUCGCUCUGCUGCUCGUCCUCCUGCCUGGGGCGCUGAGAGCAGAGAACCAUCGCUCGCUGCAGUACCACUUCACCGCCGUAUCGGCCCCCGCCGCGGGGACCCCUGCUUUCUGGGUUUCGGGCUGGCUGGGGCCCCAGCAGUACCUGAGCUACAAUAACCUGCGAGGGCAGGCUGAGCCCUGCGGCGCGUGGGUCUGGGAAAGCCAGGUGUCCUGGUACUGGGAGAAAGAGACCACCGACCUGCGAAACCAGCAGACGCUCUUCCUCCAAGCGCUCCAAGCUCUAGGCGAAGGCCCCUUCACCAUGCAGGGCCUGUUGGGCUGCGAGUUGGGCCCUGACAAUGUAUCAGUACCGGUGGCCAAGUUUGCCCUGAAUGGCGAGGAGUUCAUGAUGUUUGACCCCAAGCUGGGCAUCUGGGAUGGUGACUGGCCUGAGUCCCGGACCGUCAGUAUCAAGUGGACGCAGCAGCCCGAGGCGGUCAACAAGGAGAAGACCUUCCUCCUCUACUCCUGCCCGCACCGGCUGCUGGGGCAUCUGGAGAGGGGCCGAGGCAACCUGGAGUGGAAGGAGCCACCCUCCAUGCGCCUGAAGGCCCGCCCCGGCAGCCCCGGCCUGUCUGUGCUCACCUGCAGUGCCUUCUCCUUCUACCCACCUGAGCUGAAGCUGCGCUUCCUGCGGAACGAGCUGGCCACUGGCUCUGGUGAGAUACACAUGGGCCCCAACGGCGACGGCUCCUUCUACGCCUGGUCAUCACUCACAGUCAAGAGUGGUGAGGAGCACCACUACCGUUGCGUGGUGCAGCACGCGGGGCUGGCCCAGCCCCUCACGGUGGAGCUGGAAUCACCAGCCAGGACCUCGGUGCCAGUGGUUGGAAUCGUCAUCGGCUUCUUCCUGCUCCUGACAGUGGCUGUGGGAGGAGCUCUCCUGUGGAGAAGGAUGAGGAAGGGGCUGCCAGCUCCUUGGAUCUCUUUCCGUGGGGAGGAUGUAGGGGCCCUCCUGCCCACUCCCGGCCUGUCCAAGGAUGGUGAAUCUUAG